Messenger RNA from Parnassius apollo (apollo), 306 nucleotides. The record is from the annotation of a GenBank genome assembly. Lineage: Eukaryota; Metazoa; Arthropoda; Insecta; Lepidoptera; Papilionidae.
AUGAGCCGGAUCUUGCGAUGGCAGGAAUCGAAAAGCGAGAGGCGCGCGUGCGGCGGCGGUGGCAGGCCCACCGUGCCGCCCGUGGCUGCUGAGCGCAGCAUCACUCACAUGCCACCUCGACACCUCACUACACUAUCCGCCCGCGAGAGCAACAUGCACGUCAAACGCGAGUGCCUCCAGCACAACGAGCAUCGCGGUACUUGCUGCUCGGGCCGCAGUCUGCGCGGGACUAACACUAACCGCGUUCGCUGCUUCCAUCGCUGCCCCCACCCCCACCCCACUCCACUUACACGACUGACGAACUGA